Molecule: messenger RNA, 2252 nt
Organism: Scheffersomyces coipomensis
Lineage: Eukaryota; Fungi; Ascomycota; Pichiomycetes; Serinales; Debaryomycetaceae
Exons: 1
Coding region: 186-2057 (623 amino acids)
Source: RefSeq, a predicted model, not a curated record
UGCUAAAUAACGUCUAACAGAAAUAUUGUAAAUUGCGCAUGGCCUCUCCCCCAAACAAAAAUUUAAUUUGUGGUGACUGACUGACUAAGGUACAAAAAUUACAAAAGACAAAUAUUUAAGGUUUGGUUACCAAGAACUUUCUAAAACUAUAGUUUAAUAUGAAAACGACAAACUUAUAAAAUACGAUGAUUGGGAAAAGGUCUGAAGGGUUGAAACAAUCGACAUCAUCGACAUCAAUUGACAAUUCAUCAUCAACGUCGCCUAAUUAUAUACAUACUCAAAACAUUAAUGGUAUAAAUCAACCUCAAACUCAUAUCAAUAGUCCUACUCAUAGUCAUAAUCAAAGUCAUUCUGCACCUCAUAGUCGAAGCAGUAGUAGUGGUAUAAGUGGUAAUCUAUCUCUGUCUGUUGCUGACGGUAGAUCAAGUGCUGGCCAUUCAAGUGGUAGUGGUAAUACUAAUAGUUUAUUAUCUACUGCUAUUUCAAAUUUACAACAUCAAUAUUUAGAAUCGCCAGUUCAAGUUAAUAGUAAUCUGGGAGGAGGAAGUCAUAAUCUCCAACAAUCUGCAUUUGACUUAUUCGGUCAUUCACCAACUACAACUUCACCUGAAUUAAUUAAUCGAAAUUCAUCCUUAACCAAUUUAAGUACCAGCAAUACUUCCCAACCUUCAUCAGCUAGUAAUAAUCUAUUUAUGAGGAAACCAAGUGAUAGAAGAUAUUCAUUAGGUUCACCCUUUAAUAGUACUAGUUAUAAUCAUUCCUCCCAUCCUUCCACAGAAUUGAAUUCAUCUUCAGUAUUACCCUCAACAUCCACCCCACCUAUAUCCGCAUCAAGUUCAAAUCGAAAUUUAUAUACAUUACAAUCCCAAGCUCGAAAUCCUCAAUCUACCAUUAAUAGUAUUACACCUCGUAAAUAUGGAGGUGGUAGUGCAGUUGGUAUAUCCUUAUUGAGUAAUACGUUGAAUAGUAGUUCAACUGAUAAGAAACGAUUAGUGGAUCAAUUUUAUAAUGCUGCUACUAAUGAAUCUAAUCCUGUUAGUCGGGCUGGAAGUGUAUUAGAUAUUAAGAGUUUAACUAGUAGUGGUCAAGUUACAAGUAAUAAUAAUAAUGGGAUUAAAGGGAAAAGUGAUGGAAAUAAUAAUAACAAUAAUAAUGUAAAUGGGAGUAAUAGUGCAAUUGGAAAUGGAAUUGGAGGAAUUAGUGGAAGUGGUAGUACAGGUAAUUUAAACAAUCUUCUUCUUAAUGGAGGAAGUAGUAUCAACGGAGGUAAUAAUACUAGUAAUUUAAGUAGUUUGAAUCCAUCCCCCAGUUUAGAAAUGAGUAUGAGGAAGGAUAAUAUUAAUGAUAGUCUUGACGAUGGACAAUAUGAUCAUAGUAAUAAUCGAAUACCUAUCAAUGGGAUUGAUGAUGAGAUAUUUAAUGAGAUAGUUAAGAAUGGAGGGUUUAAAUAUGAUUCAAGGAAUUCUAAUUUAUUUGAAGAUGGAGAAUUAAUCAAUUAUUUAAAACUUCAUGAUUUAAUCAUUGGAGAAGAGAUGAUGAUGAAUGAUGAAGAAGAUAAUGGAAUAGGUAGAUUUCGUAAAGAGAUUAAAUUGAUUUCCCAAGAUUUAGUUGAUAUGAAUAAGAAAUUGAUAAGUAAUAGAAGAGAUGGAGGUACUGAUGAUGAGAUUCAUACCAAUUUAAAUGAUUUAAAUGCAUUAGAAGAUUAUUUAGAUUUAUUAAAUUAUCAAACUAAAGAAUUAAUGAAUCGAUUAAUUGAAGAUAAAGAAGAAUUAAAGAAUAAAUAUCAAAAGGAUAUUAAUGAUAGUCUUAAUCGAUUACAAGAUUUAAGUCAAGAAUUAUCUCAUUUAGAAACUAAAUUAACGAUAUUAAGAAAUAAAAUCAAUAAUGAUAAAUCAUUUAUGACAGAAGAAUUAAUGGAAAAGUUAAAAAUAUUAGAAUAUGUUGAUGAGAAAUUGAAGGACUAUACUGUGAUAUCUCGAAUUAGAAGAUUUAAACAAUUUAAUAUAUCCAUAUCUGUUAUCAUAUUAGUAUUUGGUUUAUAUAUGUAUUAUGGUUAGAUAAAAAGACAAAUAAGUAUUUAAUAUAGAAUAAAACAAAAGAUAUAAAAAUAAGUUGUGUUAUGAUUGAUAGUGAGUUAUGAAACAUAUUACCCAAUUAGGCAGUCGAGCCAUUUUUGCGCACAAGACCUCUCUUUUCCAAACGAAAAAAAGGGGAGACACCAAAAAAAAAAGAAAGAAAGAAAAAAAAAAAAA